Molecule: messenger RNA, 444 nt
Organism: Haemonchus placei
Lineage: Eukaryota; Metazoa; Nematoda; Chromadorea; Rhabditida; Trichostrongylidae
Source: the annotation of a GenBank genome assembly
AUGCUCUCCGGUUUGGCAUUCUAUCCGUCAUUAGGUUAUAACCUACUCCGUAACUACUUGCAACCACACAAAUGGACAUGGUAUAAUAGAGUAGAUGACACAUUACUGGUGGGAGCGUUACCUUUCAAGUCUAUGCAGGAAGAACUCAUACAAAAGGAAAACGUUGGUGGCGUCGUGUGUUGCGUUGAAGAUUUCGAGUUAAAGUAUGCUUAUAAUGCUAUACAAAAGGAGGACUGGAAAGCUGCCGGUGUAGAAGUGCAUGACAUUCCGAUGACUGAUUUCUUUGGUUCUGCCGGUAGAGCCCAGGUUGAUUCCGCAGUGCAGUUCAUUGACUCAGUAGCCUCUAGAGGAAAAUCCGUUUAUGUGCACUGUAAGGUAAAAUUUCUGGAAUUUAUUUUUUUGCUUGCUAACUGCACAAGUGGAUCUGUAAGAAGGCGACUGUGA